AUGUUCUUCCUCAACCCGUUCAAGAACCACGAUAUUUCUGAAUUUCCCAACACCCAUAUCGACCUCGCAGACGUUGAACACCGCAACUCGAUAGUAGAUGCACGUCGCCAAUCACUCAGUCAACAGAAUGCUGAAAAGGAUGGCACCGACUCAGGUAAAGAUAGUGACGCUCACAGCGGCGGUGCUAGUAUCCGCGCUGGGACUACUCGAGGACUCACGUUAGCCGAAUUGCGCGAAGAGGUUGGUCAUGAUGUUGGCGCCAACGAUAGCCAGUCGGCAUAUGAUACAAAAUCCAAGGUCAUUAACCGAGCCAUCGCCGACAUGGGUAUGGGGAAAUAUCAAUGGCAGCUCUUCGCUCUGUGCGGCUGCGGUUGGAUGGCGGACAACCUGUGGCUCCAAGGUGUUGCUCUUACGCUCCCGUCUCUGUCUGCCGAAUUUGGCGUCAGCGAGAACGAAGUCCGUUACACUACCCUUUCUCUUUUGGGUCUCUGCAUCGGAGCGAGCUUUUGGGGAGUCGCAUCUGACGUUGUUGGUCGUCGCCUGGCUUUCAACUUCACCUUGAUGUUUGCAGGCAUCUUUGGUCUUGCCGCUGGCGGUGGUCCCAGUUGGAUUGGCGUCUGCGCACUGUACGCCUGUCUGGGUCUCGGUGUCGGUGGUAACCUCCCCAUCGACGGAGCCCUGUUUCUCGAGUUUCUCCCCGGGGCCAACAACAACCUCCUUACACUGCUUUCCGCUUUUUGGUCGUUCGGUCAAUUGAUCGCUUCACUCUUCGCCUGGGCUUUUAUCCCCAACUUUUCUUGCCCGGCUGCUGCAGAUGCCUGCACAAAAGACCAAAACUGGGGCUGGCGAUAUUUGAUUCUCACCUUGGGUGCCAUCACCUUCGUCAUGUUCCUGUGCCGCUUUUUCCUCUUCCACCUCUUCGAAUCCCCCAAGUACCUACUAUCGCGCGGUCGACAACGCGAGGCUGUGGCCGUCGUUCAUGGCAUUGCCUACUUCAACAAGACCAAGACCUGGCUCACUGAAGACAUUCUCGACACGAUUGGGGGGAGUUUCAGAAGAAGUGGUCAGCACGAAAUUGAGUACGAUCCAGAUCGUGAAGAAUUCCCUCGGCAAGUUCUCUACCCAGCAAAAAUGGGCCUCACCAUGAUCUUGCUCUGGUUCCAGUGGACGACGAUCGGAAUGGGCUACCCGCUCUUCAAUGCUUUCCUCCCACAGUAUCUCGCCAAUUCCGGCAGCUCGCAGCCUACUUCCGUCUCAGUCACGUACCGCAACUACGCCAUCACCUCCAUCUGUGGUGUCCCCGGCUCUUUCCUCGCCUACUACCUGGUCAACAUCCCGUUCCUCGGCCGCAAGAAGACCAUGAUUGUCGGCACUGCUCUCACCGGUGUCUUCGUCUUCUUGUUCACCAUCUCCGGCGACCCCGACUUCCAGCUCGCUUUCUCCUGCCUCGAAGCCUGCUUCCAGCAAGUCAUGUACGGUAUUCUCUUCGCCUACACGCCUGAGGUCAUUCCCGCACCCAAUCGCGGGACUGGCUCGGGUAUUAGCAGUUUUCUGAACCGUCUUGCUGGUCUCUGCGCGCCUAUCGUCGCAGUCAAUGCUGGGAGCGCGAACCCGAAGGCUCCCAUCUAUGCCUCCGGCGGCUUGAUCCUGGCUGCAUUCGUGAGCAUGAUUUUCUUGCCGAUUGAGACGCAGGGCAAGCAGAUCUUGUAG
Molecule: messenger RNA, 1710 nt
Organism: Didymosphaeria variabile
Lineage: Eukaryota; Fungi; Ascomycota; Dothideomycetes; Pleosporales; Didymosphaeriaceae
Exons: 4
Coding region: 1-1710 (569 amino acids)
Biological process (GO): transmembrane transport
Molecular function (GO): transmembrane transporter activity
Source: RefSeq, a predicted model, not a curated record